CUUCCCAAGACUUUUUCACUCUCUGCGUAUUUCGCAUAAUGCCCAAAGGCGCUCUUUACAACUAUUUUAUGAUCUGUGCAAUAUAAAACCACCCAUUGAGCCUGGAUUGACCGCCAUGGAGCGCUAUGCAAAGCCUAGGGUUUCCGUAGCAUGUCUACCCUGUCGCAACCAACAUCUGAAAUGCGAUGCGAGUCAUCCAACCUGUGCACGCUGUCAGUCACUGGGUAGAUCAUGUUCAUACCCAGAAUCCCGCCGGAGUGCCAAGUAUCGGAACUCGGCUUUAUGGAAAAGCAGACUACAUCGCAUCGAUCCAGGUUCUUCGACUCUUCCCAGCCCGUCGGUAUCAAUGUCUCAAGAAGAUGACCUGUCAGCUAAUCCUGAACUAUGCAUCUCCCCUUCUAUGCUUUCCGUCACCGCACUUGUUACCGAACCUGCUAGCGGAUCUACUAUUCUUUCUGUGGAUAGUCAUCUUUUAGAUCUUUAUUAUGAGCAUUUCCACCCGAGCCAUCCAUUUCUAUUGCCGCGGAGGAGUCUUGAUACGAGGCUAAGAGCUGGGCCUCCAUCUCCGACCCUUCAACAGCUGACUACUACAAUGGAAUAUAUUGGAUCGUUCUAUCGGCACAAUCCGAUUGGAGCCGAAUUAUUUCCUGGCAAUGACGCUAGCAUUGAAACAGAUGGAUUUGUUGUGCAGAACACUCUCUUACGAGCAAUGGCUAAGAGUAUGUGUGACGACAAAUCUGGUGCGGAAGUAUUUUUGGCUCGUGCUAUUCAACAAGCAAGUUUUAUUGGUAUGCAUGAGAAAAGCUUUGCCGACACAGUUGCUGAUGACGACCCCAUUCUCGCGGAAAGCUGGAGACGUACUUGGUGGAUGUUGUAUUUGACAGAUGCCAAUUUUUCUGUCACAAGACGUGAUUUUGUACCUAUCAUCACAACACCAAGCCACGAAGUCGACCUUCCGUGCGAAGAUGGAUCUUAUGAACAAAUGGACAUUCCUCUUCAGGCAGCCACGUUACUCGAUUACCGCAGUCGCGAAUUCACGUUGGAUGAUAAACCCUUUUCGUCCUUUGCAUAUCUCAUUGAUGCCACGGAAAUCUUCAUCGCCGCAUUGCGUGCUUCUACUCAGUACCAGGACAUCAUUGAAGCAGAAACUUUGUGCGGCGACUUGGAGGCGAGAGUCAUCAGUUGGUUCCUAAUGUUACCACUGAACAAAAGAGAGCUCACUGUGACGCCGGGCUUAAUGGAUCAGCUCAUGUUUCAAUCCCACAUGAUGAUGUAUACAUCUCUUGCCUUUAUUCACCGGCCACUAUCAAACUUGAGAUAUGACCCAGCAGAAGACAUUUCUACUUGUGGCCCGCCCCCGCCGCCGUUAGAGCAGAAUUCUGGAUAUACCAGGAUUGCCCACGGCGUACAUUCCGAGAAAUUGUUCCAGGCAAUCCGGAAGCAGACUCAAUGCUUAAUUUUGCUACCCAUGAGAGCGGCACAGCUGUCGCCGUUUGUGAUUUGUAUGAUAGCUUGCUCGACUAUCGCAUACCUAGUGGCGUCAAAACUGGCGCUCAAGGCAGACGAGGCCGAAGCAGCUCGCAGUCGGAUCCGCAUUUCGUUGGCAACGCUUCGAAUGUACGAGGAUGCUUGGCCACGCGCGAAGAAAAUCUUGAUGGAAUUAAAGCGAAUUGCACAGGCCAUUUUGCAAUCGGCGACAGUAUCACCAACUCCGUCUAUUGACUCUCAGCUGCUUACAGAUGAAACCACCGUCACCGCAAGUUUCUUUGACAAUGAGUGGCUGUGUGCAUUUGAGAAUACGACAUCUUAGACGAGAUUGGGGGCUAUGAAACGAAUUCACAUCGACUUAAUAUUGCAGAAUAGACGCUAGACUUAGAAUCGAUACCCUUGAAAGUAUGCUUAAUUAAAAAAUUUGCCAC
Trichoderma harzianum CBS 226.95 is the source of this 1919-nucleotide messenger RNA. RefSeq lists its product as hypothetical. Bases 116 to 1810 code for a protein of 564 amino acids. The record is from RefSeq and is a predicted model, not a curated record. NCBI's taxonomy places the organism in Eukaryota, Fungi, Ascomycota, Sordariomycetes, Hypocreales, Hypocreaceae. Gene Ontology annotation, molecular function: zinc ion binding; DNA-binding transcription factor activity, RNA polymerase II-specific; DNA binding. Gene Ontology annotation, biological process: regulation of DNA-templated transcription; DNA-templated transcription. The transcript is spliced from 3 exons.